Messenger RNA from Linum tenue, 2127 nucleotides. The record is from the annotation of a GenBank genome assembly. NCBI's taxonomy places the organism in Eukaryota, Viridiplantae, Streptophyta, Magnoliopsida, Malpighiales, Linaceae.
AUGCGAUUCGAAAACCCCCGCCUCCGCAAUGCCUACAUUGCCCUCCAAUCAUGGAAGCAGGCCAUCUACUCCGACCCUUUCAACUUCACCGCCAACUGGACCGGCCCCGCCGUCUGCUCCUACUCCGGCGUCUUCUGCGCCCCUUCGCUGACCAACCCCAAGCUCCGCGUCGUCGCCGGCAUCGACCUCAACCACGCCGACAUCGCCGGGUACCUCCCCUCCGAGCUCGGCCUCCUCACAGAUCUGGCCCUCUUCCACAUCAACUCCAAUCGGUUCUGCGGCAUCGUCCCCAAAUCGUUCCGCAAGCUCAAGCUCCUCCACGAGCUCGACAUCAGCAACAAUCGGUUCGUCGGGGAGUUCCCCACCGUCGUGAUCUCCCUCCCUUCGUUGAAAUUUCUGGAUCUGAGAUUCAACGAUUUCGAAGGCUCCGUUCCUUCCGAGCUCUUUGAUAAGCCGCUGGAUGCUCUGUUUCUGAACGAUAAUCGAUUCCGGUUCGGGAUCCCGAAGAAUCUCGGGAACUCGCCGGUUUCGGUGCUCGUUUUCGCGAACAACGACCUCGGCGGUUGUAUCCCGGGGAGCAUCGGGAAGAUGGGGAAGACGCUGAAUGAGAUUAUUCUGAUGAAUGAUAACCUCACGGGCUGUUUGCCCGCGGAGAUCGGGAUGUUGAAGGAAGUUACGGUGUUCGAUGUGAGCUUCAAUCAUUUACAGGGCUCGUUGCCGUCGAGCAUUGGCAACAUGAGGAAGGUCCAGCAGCUCAAUGUGGCGCACAAUCAGUUCACCGGCGUUGUUCCGGCGAGUGUUUGCUCGUUGCCGAAUCUGCAGAACUUUACCUACUCGUUCAACUACUUCUCCGGCGAGGCGCCGAGCUGCGGUGCGGUUAGGCGCGGCGUGGCGGUUAACGGGACGAGGAAUUGUGUUGCUGGGAAGGCGAAUCAGAGAUCUGGUAGGGAGUGUUCGUCGGGAGCUGCGCAGCCGGUUGAUUGUAGCAAGUUUAAGUGCGGCGGCGGGGGCGGCGGAGGAGGAGGAAGUGGGCGGAGACGGCCUCCGGUUAAUGUUCCUUCCACGCCCAAGCCUUCACCGCCGAUCGUUGGAAGAUCUCCACCGCCUCCGAAGUCUAGGUCGUCGCCUUCGUCCAGAUCGCGCUCCCCUCCGCCUCCGACGGGUUCUUUCCAUUCACCUCCGUCUCCACCGCCGCCUUCUUCUAGGGUUUCCCCUGUGACUCAUCUCCCACCGCCGCCCCCUCCUCCCACGCAACAGACAGCACCGCCUCCUACGGAAAAGGUGUCGCCAGGGACACGUCACGCGCCUCCACCGCCAUCUCCUCCUCCUCCGUCACCACCACCGCCAGUGUACUCUCCACCUCCGCCACCGCCUUCUCCACCGCCCCCUCCCCCGCCAGUCUACUCUCCACCACCGCCCCCGCCUUCCCCGCCACCCCCUCCACCACCAGUGUACUCUCCCCCACCGCCGCCGCCAUCACCACCUCCCCCACCUCCACCGGUCUACUCUCCACCACCGCCGCCGCCUUCCCCACCUCCCCCACCACCGCCAGUUUACUCUCCACCGCCGCCACCACCCUCACCACCUCCUCCUCCCCCGCCAGUGUACUCCUCACCACCACCGCCGCCAGUUUACUCCUCCCCACCACCACCGCCGCCGCCGGUCGAGUACCACUCGCCUCCUUACUACCAAUAUUCGUCUCCUCCACCACCACCUCAGUCGCCGCCGCCCCCGACGCCUACUUACCAGCAAUCACCGCCACCACCAACGGGCGAGCAUCACGCCCCCCCACCGCCAAAGCACGCUCCCGCGCCAAUUCCAUGCACAACUCCACCGCCACCGCCGCCUCCACCAUCGAAGCCCGGAUGUGAGCUCCCGCCGCCAUCACCAACAAUGUCGCCGCCGCCGCCGCCGCCAACCCCCAGCUACCACUCGCCGCAAUCCCCUCCGCCGCCGCCUCCACAUCACCAAAGUCCUCCUCCGCCCCAUUACACGUAUUCGUCGCCUCCCCCUCCUCGCCACUCACCGCCGCCGCCGUCUCCGCCACCUCCUGAAAGCGUGCCUCUGCCACCGGUGAUAGGGGUAUCGUACGCUUCGCCGCCGCCGCCAUCGAUUCCGUACUACUAA